UCGACACAAUGGAUUCUUCUUUCCAUUUAUCUAUUUAAUAUUAAGUAAUUAACGUUUCCACAAAGUAUAGUAGAUGGUUAAUGUGUAAGAAACCCAUGGUAAUAAUUUCUGGUUUAUUGAGGUGUAAAGACGACUAAUAAGUAAUCUUUGCUUUGUUUAUUUCAAUGUUCUAGAAAACCUUUACAGGAGUGUUGAUGUAGGCAGACUGUAGUGUACUUCUCAAUGACAUUAUUUCCCCACAUUAGACUGAUUUUGUGAGUGUCUAACCAUAAUUUCAUCCCUUUAUCUGAAUGAGAGAGACCGUUUAACCGAUUUCUUGACAAUAAUUUUGGAAUAUUUUAGAACAUGCCAACAAGAAGGAAAAUGAAGCAAAUGAAGAGCCCAGAAGAGGAGGACCGCGAGCCCACCCCAGAACGGUUACAACUUACCUUUGACGUGUCUGACACCACUUCAGAACUAGUGCAAAAGGGUGCAAGUGAGACUGAAAGUGAUGAGAGUGAAGAUCAGGAGGAGGAGGAAGAGGAGCAAGAAGUAGAACAGGAGGAGGAGGAAGAGGUAAAACAGGAGAAGGAAGAAGAACAGGAGGAGGAGGACGACAUGGUGAAGCAAAAGGUAGCCAUUCCAGCCAAGAAGAAAAACAAGCCUACCAAGACUUUGGAAAAUAAGGUGGCGACCAGAACAGUUAGCACCAAAGUCCCCUCCAUCUAUGAUAUUGUCUUGGCUGCCAUCGCCUCCAGCACUGACAAGAAAGGGAUAACCAUCAUUGGUAUCAAGAAAUAUAUUUUGGUUAACUACCCAGAGAAGGAGUGGAGCAGAACAAACACCUUAAUGAAGAAAGCACUGAUGAAGGGGCUUGAAAACAGGUCCAUCUUGCGUGUCAAAGACAGUAGCGAGUCUCUUGGUAUAAAGGGUUGGUUCAAGAUAAAUAAAAUUGUUUCCCAAACUGUGGAAAAGAAAGCUGUGAUCUCAAGCGACACUUCAACCAAAUAUUCAUCCCAGGGCGCCAAGGCAAAGAAAAUGGCCACACGUGUACCAGAGAAGGCUAAAGGGAAAACUAAGAAAGUAGCAGAAAAAAACAACGUGGCAAAACCCAAGCCACAGAAGGUAAACGAGCAAGUUAAGCUCUUGGGGAAGAACACCCAAGCCGGAAAAAAAAGCAAAACGGAAAUACCCAAGCCACAGAAGUCAACUCGCCAAUUUAAGCUUUUCGGGAAGAAAACCCAAGAUAAGGAGAAUGAGGUAUCAGAAAUGCAGGGGAAACCAAGGGUGGGCAGCAGGAAGAUGCCCAGGCUCUCAAUUGGCAAGAAGACUUCAGGUACAGCUAAAAAUUCCCUCAGGUCCAUCACCAACACAAAACAAAACAAAUUAGAUUAGAGUCUUUCACCCUGAAUGGUUUUCAUCAGCUGGAUAGUAUAAACCUUUCUUAUAAUUUACGUAUAUAAUGUUAAGAACUUCCUCAAUUUACAAUUACUGUACAGUAUCUACCUUUUUUUAUAACACGUAACCACAUUACUGUACCCGUUACAUCAAAAGAAAGUUAACGUUAAAUAUGUUUGAAGUAGUGUGGGUGCCUAUGUAACUAUUUACGAGGCACGUGAAUAUUUUGAAACCUGCUCUACACUUCAACUAAACUGUCCAUUUAUUUCAUGCAAUUUUUUCCGACCCUGUAUUGAGGUAUAAUAGGAAUGUAAUAUGGACUUGUAUCGGGGAAAUAGGAUGAAUAUUGUGCUUAUUGUAUCCUGUUGAUUCAUUAUAAGGCAAUGCUACUGUACUGGUCCGAUAGAUUUGGUCAUAGAUACUCGAGUGUGUUCGUGUGUCUUGUGUUAAUUAGUCAUUGUUCCAUCUCUUAUCUUAUUCUCCGAGUGCUUCAUGUGUCUCGUUUAAAUUUUAUUUAAUGUUUUAGUUGAGAAUUUAUCUUUUUUAGGUUACUGAAGAAUUUAUCUUUUUUAGGUUACUGAAGAAUUUAUCUUGAUUAAUUGAAGCACUUUUUUAUAUACAAUCCAAAGGAAAUAUUAGCAAAAGUUAUUAUUGCUUCAUUUAACCACUGUGUUUUUUGUUUUUUAUUUAGUUAUUAAAGGAUUUUAAUUUUUA
Homarus americanus (American lobster) is the source of this 2091-nucleotide messenger RNA. RefSeq names its product histone H1-like. The transcript is spliced from 4 exons. Gene Ontology annotation, biological process: nucleosome assembly. Gene Ontology annotation, cellular component: nucleosome. The record is from RefSeq and is a predicted model, not a curated record. Lineage: Eukaryota; Metazoa; Arthropoda; Malacostraca; Decapoda; Nephropidae. Gene Ontology annotation, molecular function: DNA binding. Bases 346 to 1374 code for a protein of 342 amino acids.